UAACAACCACCGAACGUCUGCUGUAUGUUAUUCCACUCAAUAAACUCACUCAGUUAACUCUCAUCUUACAUUCCCCAUCCCAACUAUGUCCACGUCCACAGUUAUCUUCAUCACCGGUGCCGGAAGAGGCAUCGGUAGAGGUCUGACUCAAGCUUACCUCCAGCGCCCAAACCAUACUGUGGUAGGAAGUGUCCGUGACAGCACCGCUCCGGUCUGCGAGGAGCUCAAGAAGCUGCCAGUUGCUGAAGCAUCUCGUCUGAUCCUCGUCACUAUCGAUUCUUCGAAGCUCGAUGAUCCUGCAAACGCUGUCAAGGCGGCUAAGGAGGCUGGGAUAGACCACAUCGACAUUGUCAUCGCCAAUGCAGGAACCUCGCCUUCACCUGGACCACUUGACGCAGCCAACCUCCAUGAGAUUGUUGAUGCGCUCAACGUAAACACCAUGUCCCCCAUUGCUCUUUACCAGGCUGCUAAGCCACUGCUUGACAAGUCCGCAAAACCCAUCUGGAUCUCGAUGAGCAGUGCGGCUGGGUCAAUUGGGAAUGUGUCUGUCCACCAGGCUCACUGGCUUCUGGGCUAUGGAAUGUCCAAGGCCGCAAUGAACUUCUUCACCAUGGCUGUGCACGGGUCCCAGCCUAAUUAUGUUGCCUACGCCAUUCACCCUGGUCUUGUACAGACUGACCUUGGCAACACGGGCGCGAAGAUGCAAGGAAUGGAGCUUGCCCCUAUCACACUUGAAGACAGCUGCGCCAAAGUCAUGGCUACCGCUGAUAAUGCUACGCGCGAAAAGACUUCUGGCAAAUUUUUAGACGUUAUGACCGAUGGAGAGUUCCCGUGGUAG
Messenger RNA from Bipolaris sorokiniana ND90Pr, 838 nucleotides. RefSeq lists its product as uncharacterized. Lineage: Eukaryota; Fungi; Ascomycota; Dothideomycetes; Pleosporales; Pleosporaceae. The transcript has 3 exons. Bases 86 to 838 code for a protein of 250 amino acids. The record is from RefSeq and is a predicted model, not a curated record.